GAUGCUUUUAGCGAGCAAAGAGUUAAGGCUUCAAAAGAUUAAGCAGUUAAAGAACCUCAAUCAAAAUAAAAAGAAAGGUGGCAUUUUUGAGCUCUUUUAUAAUGAUGACGGAGAAUUUGUUGCAAUAGAGUAACAUAAUUGAUUGGAUUAGAAAUUGUACGUUCGAACCGAGCUCCACUGUUACCUAAGAACAACUGAAAUUAGAAAAAUUACCAUAUAGCGAGAUCUAAAAAUUGUAAGGUUUCAUGCCUUACAAUAAGUCGAUUAGUAGUGUGACUAAAAUAAAUAAAAAGUUAAGAGGCUAAACUUGUUUCUUAGAAUAAAGUUUUCCGUAUAUUCCUAAUAAAGCAUAAUUUUGGCCAAUUACAAUUCUGAGAAAUAUGUCGAAAUUUAUGUGAUUAUAUGAGGAAAGUACAUACUUAGGAAUUGUGAUUAAUAGGUUAGGAAAUUUGAAGAAUGAUAUUACAAAACCUAAGUAAAGAGUACAAUACAUAGACAAGGAGUUAAGAUGGAUCACUAUAUUUAUGAAUUGUAGAGAGAGAAUACAUAAAUUGAUGUAAUAGAUCAAUGUGAUGGUUAUGAGAGCAAAUGAUUAAAAGUUAAUUUAUCUA
This is a messenger RNA of Paramecium octaurelia, 611 nucleotides long. The record is from the annotation of a GenBank genome assembly. NCBI's taxonomy places the organism in Eukaryota, Ciliophora, Oligohymenophorea, Peniculida, Parameciidae.